Molecule: messenger RNA, 1944 nt
Organism: Peniophora sp. CBMAI 1063
Lineage: Eukaryota; Fungi; Basidiomycota; Agaricomycetes; Russulales; Peniophoraceae
Source: the annotation of a GenBank genome assembly
AUGACGACGGAUUCUGAAGGAAGCUCUCCGCUACCUUCUCCUUCUCCAUCUCCGCUGCCCUCAUCAGUUCGGACCGGCAAGCGCAAAUUGAACGCUCCUCAACGAUACCGCGACGACGAUGGUCCAGUCAAACGGUCCAAGAACGAUACUGACAACCCUUACUCCGACGCUUUGUCAACUACGGACGCCAACCUUAUCUCACUCGUUGACGCGUAUUCUCGCACCAAGCCCUGGCUCAGGGCUGUCAGCUACGCCUUUCCUAAGUGGCCGUGGGUCACGAGCAUCAUCCUCGAUAAUGCCUCACUGGCUGUGUCGCUCCAUGCUCGCGACAGCGUGCCCAAGACGGUCAUGGAUCUCGCGCUGGCUCUCGAUGACUGGGAGCGCACCAAGAUCUAUGCUGUGCGCAAAGGCACGGACUCGGCUAUGUGCUACUUCAGACGGCUUGGGAUAGAGAAACUCGGUUCUGUGACACCGGGCGCGCACGAUUUCGGUCAACUGCAUGAUCUGCUCUCGUCGAGAAGCUUAAUGGUAACGCACAAGAUCUUAGUUGUCUAUCGUACAUUGGAUAUCCUUGCGUGGCUGUCUGGUGCGCCCGAAGUCGCUCGCGCCCGCGGUACUCCAAGGUCGCCGGACAUUGGGAAGCUCGUUCCUACCACAUUCACCAAAUUCGACGCAAUCAAUGAUUGGAUCAGUGCUCUGAACGGGACGGCCGAGGCGUGUCGCCCUCGCACGACAGCAUCCCGACCCCGCAAUCUGCCAGCCAUUGACUGGGACCAUCUUGACAUCAUCAUUCCCUCCCAUGAUGAGGUCUCCGCGGCAAAGAAAAGGCUCGGAGAUAGCGACGACUUUCACACCGGGAGUCACACCGCCAUCUGUAACAUCAAGAGUGCCGCCUUCGGGUUGUGCUUCCUUCUCGAGGAAUGCCACGAAGAGCGUGAUAACCUUUCAUAUGUUAAUUUCAUUGACCUGAAGACCUAUUGCGGCGGUGACAUUAACCUAUGCCGACGCGUUUGGGAAACACUUUCAUUGGCCCUAUUCGUAUCUCCAGUCUUACUCUUGUGCGGCAAGGAUAUCCCUAACCGACAAGCUGAGAUCCCUAUCAAGCGGUUGUGGGAGUUUUGGAGACUACUUGGUAAUACUGGUCGACCGGCAGAGCUGAUCAAAACGGAACGGCAAGUCUGGAGGAUCAUUCUCGAUGUCGCGCGUGGCUUCUCGGCACCCGAUUGCAUUGCCUCCUUUGCAGAGUACUGGCUAAAGGGGCCACGUAACCAGCGAAGUUACAUCGAGCUCUCAUCGUGGUUCGUGAAUGGAGAAAGAAUGACCGCGACGACGAACUCUUCCACUCAGAAUAGCUUCUCUCAGCGACCGGUGCGUCAAGACGCUUCGACCGAUAUCAAGGUGGACAAAUAUGAGCGUUCGGUAAAGCAGAUUAAAACGGGCUCGGCAUCUGGUGCCACCCAGACGAUGCACAUGGGAUUGCCGAACGCGCUUAUAAACGGCCAAAGCUUAUCUACGCCGGGCCCCUCAACGUCUGCGGCAGGUCCAUCAAUAACACCGGCUGCUUCCAAGAAUAUAGCGUCUAGUUCUAUCAACUCGGUGUCGUCAUCCUCAGCGGCAGCAGGAAGGAUCAACUCCAUGAAGCAGGAUCUCGCGUCUCUCAGACAAGACGUUCAGAAGAAGGAUGAGUUGAUCAUUGAACUUAAACAUGCCAACGCGUCGUUGACCCGGGCGAGGGAGAUCGAAGGACACGGUAAGAUUUUGAAGCAGUGCAUUGAACUGCUGGAGGGCCAUCCCGAAAGGCGUGGCGUGCAUGAUCUGUCUGGCGCCAUGUCUGCCCUCCAAGAUGUCAUUGCACGUCUCUCGAACGCGGCCACAUCAAAAGAGAAGGAGCUGGAGAACCUUCGAGAGGAGAAUAGACAUAUCAACGAGGCGCUUGGCUUAUGA